AAAGCUAUUCUCCAGAGCCUUUUCUUCAAAACCUUCUCUGCAGAGGAGAAGAGGUUGCAGAAUAACAUUAUCGGGUCAGUGUCCCUUAAUAUAAUGGAUAAAUUAGAACUACUACUGUCCCGCGGAGGAGAUGCUUUUCGAGAAAAGCUCGAGACUUUCCUCCGGUCAGCCGUUUGCCUGUGGGAUGCAGUGCGAGGAUGUACGCAGUGGAUUACUACGACAUAUAACUCAAAUAUGUUUUGUGAUAGCUGGCGCUUCUACGGUAAUACCGAUCAAAUAAUCGCGCCCUUUACUUCUGGCCCCGCAGCAAUGGUUUUAUUUCCUCACAUCUUUUGUGAAGGCGAGGAAAAGCCGCUUUACCCUGGUCUAUUAUGGAUUAAAGAUAGCGACUCUCAACCUCAGUUUUCCGAAGAUAAUAACUCCUCCUCUUGUUGCUAA
Aspergillus steynii IBT 23096 is the source of this 438-nucleotide messenger RNA. RefSeq lists its product as uncharacterized. NCBI's taxonomy places the organism in Eukaryota, Fungi, Ascomycota, Eurotiomycetes, Eurotiales, Aspergillaceae. The transcript has a single exon. The annotation marks the transcript as partial. The record is from RefSeq and is a predicted model, not a curated record.